Messenger RNA from Syngnathoides biaculeatus (alligator pipefish), 2349 nucleotides. It is a transcript of the gene nelfa, whose product is annotated as negative elongation factor complex member A. The transcript has 11 exons. Bases 137 to 1783 code for a protein of 548 amino acids. Gene Ontology annotation, biological process: negative regulation of transcription elongation by RNA polymerase II. Gene Ontology annotation, cellular component: NELF complex. Lineage: Eukaryota; Metazoa; Chordata; Actinopteri; Syngnathiformes; Syngnathidae. The record is from RefSeq and is a predicted model, not a curated record.
AUUUGGAAGGGGAAAAAAACGAAAAACAAAGAAUUUGUGUUGUUCAAUGGCGUCCGCAGAUGUGGGCGGGGUCCUGACUGGCGUUUUCUUAGUAGUCCAUUAAAAUGCCCGAACUCAAAACACUUCUUUUUCCAAGAUGGCGUCGAUGAAGGACAGCGACACUGGCCUGUGGCUUCACAACAAACUGGGCUCCACGGACGAGCUGUGGACGCCGCCGAGCAUCGCGUCGCUCCUCACCGUGUCCGUCAUCGACAACAUACGCCUGUGCUUCUCGAGCUUGUCGCCGCCUGUCAAGCUCAAGUUGCUCCUGGGGAUGCUGCAUCUCCCCCGGCGGACCGUGGACGAGAUGAAGGAGGCCCUCUCGGAGAUAAUCCAGCUGGCCACGGUGGACUCCGAGCCUUGGGUGCUGAUGGUGGCAGACAUCCUCAAGUCUUUCCCAGAGACGGGGUCCCUCAAUCUCGACUUGGAGGAACAGAACCCAAACGUGCAGGACAUCCUCGGCGAGCUCAGGGAGAAAGUCGGAGAGUGCGAGGCGUCGGCUAUGCUUCCUCUGGAGUGCCAGUACCUUAACAAGAGCGCGUUAACCACACUUGUGGGACCCCUCACGCCCCCUGUGAAACAUUUCCAGCUGAAGAGGAAGCCCAAGAGUGCCACCCUCAGAGCUGAGUUGCUGCAGAAAUCCACAGAGACUGCACAGCAACUGAAGAAGACUGCCGGAGUGCCUUUUCACGCCAAAGGGAGAGGUUUAGUCAAAAAGAUUGACACAACCACGCCUCUCAAAGGGAUUCCCAAGGCUCCGUUUCGCAGCCCCACAGCUCCAAGUAUGUUCAGCCCCCCCAGCAACCGAACACCCAUCGCCCCGGCACGCACGCCCCUCCGCAAGGAGCGUGGGGUCAAGCUGUUGGAUAUCAAGGAGCUGAACAUGGUUGGAGCCGGGAGAGAAGCAAAAAGGCGGCGAAAAACUUUGGACACGGACGUGGAUGAGAAAGCAGCCAAAGAAGAAGCAGUGGUGGAAAACACCACACCGGAUUAUGCCGCGGGCCUCGUGUCUGCACAGAAACUCGGGGCGCUGAACGAGAACCCGCUGCCGUCAACCAGCUACCUACCGGCAACGCCCAGCAUGGUUCCUUCCUCCUCGUACAUUCCCAGCUCCGAGGCUCAGCCAGCGAACGCGGGCGGGUCCGGCUGGGACACGUUGCAGUCGGCUCGCCAACCGGAGGAGUCGGCGACGGCGGGCGCGGGUGCCGCCGCCACCGCGCUCCCGGGCCAGUACAAGCAGAGGACGCCGAUGUACAACGCGAGCACCACGGUGAACCCGGCGACCCCUACGUCGCCCAGCACGCCCGCCUCCACUCCCGCCAGCAACGGGCCGCAGGCGGCCGCCACCGCUGGCCAGCCCGAGACGCCCGCUCAGCCCCCCAGCGCGCCUCAGACCCCGACGCCCGCGCCGGCGCCCACGCCGCCACAACCUCAGCCCAAAAAGAAUCUCUCGCUGACGAGGGACCAGAUGUACGCAGCUCAGGAGAUGUUCAAGACCGCCAACAAGGUCACCAGGCCGGAGAAGGCCCUCAUCUUGGGCUUUAUGGCCGGAUACAGAGAGAACCCGUGCCCAGAGCAGGGUGACAUCAUCCAGAUCAAGCUGAGCGAGCACACGGAGGUGCUGCCCAAAGCGGACGGCACCGGCAGCACCACCAUGCUGGUGGACACGGUCUUCGAAAUGAACUACUCGACGGGUCAGUGGACUCGCCUGAAAAAGUACAAGCCCAUCACCAACACCUCCUGAGGGGCGCACGCAACCGGCGGACUCGACUCGCUGAUCGCCCGUGAGUUCAACGUCGGGGCCAAAACGAGGACCCGGGAGGGGGGGGGGGGCCGACGAAAGGAGAGAAGGUUCUUCCUCCUCCUGCACAGGAUCGAUAUUUUCAUUCAUUCUGCUCCCCUUUCUCAUUUAGCUCUGGCGUCUGUGCGAUUGUUCCACAAAACAGUCAAAGGUUGACGAUACACUGUGGGGUUGUUAUUAUUAUUAUUAUUUUAAUUUCUUUGGGUCACCUUUUUUUCCUCCCAGGCAAUUUGAAAGAAAAUAAAGCAACAUCAGACUGUUAACCCCUUUUUGUGAAUGAAUUCAAAGCAUGACCACGACUCUGUUGGGGUCCAGGACCAACGUCUUUUUAUUUCUAGAAUUUGUAGUGUUGACAGUUGAUUACCGUUGGAACAAAUGUUUUUAAAAGGCAAUGAUUCCCAACCAACAUCAAAUAAUCACGUCUGACUCGGUUGAUCGAAGAAUUAUUUACGGCAAAAAUGUAUCUCCGUCUAUUGAAGCAAACAAUUAAAGAGAGCGUUAUAAUUUCA